Molecule: messenger RNA, 3598 nt
Organism: Suillus discolor
Lineage: Eukaryota; Fungi; Basidiomycota; Agaricomycetes; Boletales; Suillaceae
Product: Endonuclease/exonuclease/phosphatase
Exons: 6
Coding region: 189-3395 (1068 amino acids)
Biological process (GO): phosphatidylinositol dephosphorylation
Molecular function (GO): protein binding; phosphatidylinositol-4,5-bisphosphate 5-phosphatase activity
Source: RefSeq, a predicted model, not a curated record
CCCCGCUGUUGAGACCUGUGCCAGUACCAGCUGCUCUCAGAUCACCACGCGCGAGUCCAGAACAUUUGUCAGUAUCUGGCCAAGACAACGCGUACGAUGACGAUGCUCCUCGUGGUGGUGGAGUGGCUUCAUUGAGGGAACGUUUCACGUAAGUGUUCCAGCCAUGUCAUCGCCCGCGAACCCCAUAAAUGUUUUCCUGUGCUACCUUUCUUAGAACCGCAGCGACUUCUCCUCAUCGAGCUUCAAUAAAACCGGCUCCACGACUUUCCCUUUUGCUGACUCAAAGUGAACCAAACGUCCUCGAUUCCGCUCCUCCACUCCUGCAUCGACCUGUUUUAUUGUCUCCUCAGUCAGUGUUAAGCCCGGAAGACACUCCGUCUGACGAAUAUUUUGACGCGCCCGAAUCACCUCGCAUGACUGGUGUCGCUUCUCUCAGAAAUCGUUUCUCAUUAAUUCACCCUACACCCCAGUCCACACCUAAACCCCUUCCGCGUAAUGACAAUCUCACAUCCCAUUCAGAACCCAACAUUCUUGCACCCAGUCCACCGAUGACUGGGACCCUUCGCCGUCCUCCUCCUCCACCCCCGCCUCAUCGCUCUGUUCUCUUUGACACUGGCGAUGAUUUACCUGAUAAUGCCAGCUCCAACUGCUCAUCAAGACAUAGCCCCUUCUCCGAUGACGAAUGUGAGAGUUCUGAGAUAUCACUGCCACCGGCAAUUACCCUUCGUGGACGCCACUCCCGUGGACACUCAGACAGCAUCAGCAGUUCAAGUGACAGCGUAGCAAGCAUCUCGCCCCCGCGCAAACUUCCUUCACGGCCAAGUCUAACAGUCCCCCCUCCUCCCCUUCCACGACGGGCUGGAAACGAAAACAGCCGCAACUCCUCAGCCAGCUCAACUCCUACCCCCAGCAGUCCCCCUCCCCUUCCCUCACGCCGCCCAUCUCCGGAAGAUAUCCCAGACGUUAUAUUACCCCCUCCUUCCCUCCCUGCACGCCAUAGCAUGAUCAUAGGCACACCCUCACCGACGGACUUCAUCUCCGACCGCAGAUCCCUCGGAAGCAGCAAACCCCUCGGAAGCAGUAAACUCCCACCUCCACCAACACGUACGAUCGCACCAGGCGACAAACUCCCUCCUGCACGACGCACACACACGCCUUCAUCAGACGAAGAAUCUGGUGGAGAAGAGGGAGGCGAUGACCUUCGCAUGCUUCUUCCAGACGCGAGUCGUGCAUCCCGUCGUCCACCCACCCUACGUACUCCAAAGAUGCACGUUCCUGCAUACGCCGCCCAAGUGGUAGUAGCCGGUACGCGCGUGCUCGUCGCUUCUCAUCACCACUUGCGCUGCUUCGAUCUCGCUCGGUACGCUGAUGUGCCCGUAUGGGUGGGAGACACGAAGGAAAUGGGAGUGCGCGAUGCGAAAGUGACUGCGCUUGAGUUUCGGGCUGGUAGUGCAGGUGGUGUGGUAUGGGCUGGGACGAAGGAAGGGCAUUUGAUCGAACUGGAUAUGGAUUCAGGCAAAGUGACAGGGUCGAAGUUCGGUGUCCAUGCGGGUGUCGUGACGCAUAUAUUCCGACACCGCAAUGCGAUGGUCAGCGUGGACGAAAGUGGUAAAGUGCUCGUAUUCGAACCCACAGCUACAUCCGGCUCCGAAGUCCCAAGUCUCACAUAUACCGCCCCACGGGUGUACCGCAUCGCAGAAAAACAAGAAUUCGUAAAGUUGCUUGGGGGUCUUCUCUGGACGAGCGUACGCGGCGACGUCAAUGGCUCUGGACCCACUACAGUACCCAUAGUCAGGAUCUACGAUGUCUUUACCCCAGGCAGCAUCGCACGUACCGUGAGCGUCCUCCCGAACACCACCCAUCAUGUCGGCGCAGUAACAAGCGGCACGCUCCUUCAAUCCCAUCCAGGGUUCGCUUAUCUCGGGCACGAGGGUGGAUUUAUCAGUAUCUGGAGUUUACCUGCAGGACCCGAGUGCACGGACGUAGUCAAAGUGAGCUCGUCGGACGUGCUGAGUCUCGAAGGUGUCGGGAUGCGUUUGUGGUCUGGUGGACGCACGGGCGUUAUAUGCGCCUAUGACGUGUCGUCCCGCCCUUGGGUUGUGACGAACGCAUGGAAUGCGCACUCUGGAUUACCAGUUACACGCAUAUUCGUGGAUCCGUGGUCGAUUGAGAAAGAGGAGAAGCUGAGUGUGGUGAGUGUUGGUAGGGAUGAGCAGAUGAGGUUUUGGGAUGGAUUGUUGGGGAUUGAUUGGAUCGGUAACGAGCUCUUGAAGCGCGAGCGCGAAUUUAGCUCUUUCCGCACCAUCAACGUCCUCGUUGUUUCCUGGAAUGUAGACGCCGCCAAACCCGAAGCACUCACCGACGAUGCGGCAAACCUUACCUUCCUAAAUGACGCUCUCACAUCCGUCUCACCCGCACCUGACAUCAUCUCCUUUGGAUUUCAAGAGCUCAUCGACCUCGAAAGCCGGAAGAUGGCUGCAAAGACUGUAUUACUAGGUGGAAAGAAAAAGGGUGAGGAGGGCAAGAUAUCAGAGAAAGUCCGCGCACUUGCGGAGGGCUAUACGGUGAUACAUACCGAGAGUCUUGUCGGGCUUUUUACAUGCAUGUUCGUGAAGAACUCGGAGAAGGCUGCGCUCAAGAAUGUAGCGAUAACGACGAUCAAGCGGGGGAUGGGUGGGAGGUACGGUAAUAAGGGAGGCAUUGUCGCACGAUUCGUGAUUGGAGAUUCUUCGAUUUGUUUCAUCAAUUGCCAUCUUGCUGCUGGGCAGCAUCACGUACGACAGCGCAAUGCAGAUGUGACUGCGAUGUUGGAGGAAAAGUCUGUGUUUCCAUCGUCGGAUGCUAUCGAGGAGUCUCUUGCGUACGUCGGUGGGGGAGAUGGGUCCAUGGUUCUAGAUCACGAGAUCGUCUUCCUCAACGGCGACCUAAACUAUCGUAUCGACCAACGCCGUGACGCCGUGAUCUCUUCCAUCCAAUCCGGCGACCUCGAAGCCCUGCACACGCACGACCAACUCCUCAAAGAAAUGAAGCACAACCGCGGGUUCCGCCUCCGCUCCUUCCGCGAAGGACCUCUCACCUUUUCCCCCACCUACAAAUAUGACCGCCGUUCCAACGAAUUUGACACGAGCGAGAAAAAACGGGUGCCGGCUUGGUGCGACCGCGUGCUUUGGCGUUCAAGAGACCCCGAACGUGUGAAGCAGCUGCAUUAUAGACGAUACGAGGCGAAUGUGAGCGAUCAUCGACCUGUGAGCGCUGCGUUUGCUAUGACUGUUAAGAGCGUGAGGUUGGAUGCGUGGGCGAAGGAGAAGGGGGUUGUGCAGGAGCUUUGGUUGGAAACGCUGGCUGAGCAGUUGGAUGAUGCGAAGAAGUUCUAUGUCGAGCAGGCUUUGAUAUAGGAUGGGGUGGGUUGGAACGUUGGGUUUGUGUUAUGACCAUUUGGUUUUUGUAUGACUUCACACAUGGACUUGAGCUAUCGUACAUGCCAUCAUUUCGAGAUGUAAUUUGUAAUGGUAUUGUUAGGGAGGAGUCGUAUACUUAAUUAGAGUUUAUCUCUAGCAUAUGCACCCCUUAUGAAGACCAGUUGAUCGUAAACCACAGA